Zingiber officinale is the source of this 939-nucleotide messenger RNA. RefSeq lists its product as uncharacterized. The coding region runs from base 1 to 939 and encodes 312 amino acids. The transcript has a single exon. The record is from RefSeq and is a predicted model, not a curated record. NCBI's taxonomy places the organism in Eukaryota, Viridiplantae, Streptophyta, Magnoliopsida, Zingiberales, Zingiberaceae.
AUGCUUCAACCAGGUAGCCCAGGAUGUCCCUUCCGCUACUUCGGAGAUAUUGAUGAGCGCCUUCUCCCAGGUCUGGUAGAGGGGGAGUUCUUCGGGGCUCUCAUUCGGGAGUCAGUAAAGAAUUUUGAUGAGAUGCUAGGGAAGGCAGCCAGCUAUAUCAAUGUAGAAGAAGCCCAGGCAGCUCGGUGGAAAGCAGACAAGGUGCAUGCUCUUGCCAACAAGUCAGAGAGCAAGUCGUCCCAACCUCUCGCUCAGCCUUUUCCUCGCUCUAAGGAUGCCCGACCAGGCUUUCCACCCGAUCCAAUUUCCAAGACGGCUCAGAGGGUAGAAGCUAUCCAAGCCCCCAAACCAGGUCAGUGGGGGCCCUGCUAUUGUACUUACCACAGGUCCCACACCCGCUCCACUAGAGAUUGCGUCCAGUUCGCUUGUGACUCUCGUCGCACAGUAGAACUUGGCCUACCUCCACUCGAGAUUGCGCCCAAGCUUCAAAGGUUGAUGCCCAACCACCCUGUUGCAACAGGUCACUCAGGUAGAUCCCUGCCUGAAAAUGCAGGUCAGGGAAGCCAGCAGCCAUGCCAAGGUAAAGAGCAAACAAAAAUCCUUGAGGAAGAAAAUAGGAGAAAUGUCGUCAUUCGAGAGAUCGACAUGAUCUCUGGAGGACCCACAGAUGGAGACUCUGCCAGGGCCCGGAAGUCUCAUGAACGCCACUUAGAAAUACAUGCGUUGGGAUGCAGCCGGGAGCAAGCUGUCGAGCCCGUGAUCAGCUUCGGGCCGCAUGAUCUAGAAAGGUCGGAGCUCCUGCAUGAUGAUGUCCUAAUAAUUAAAGCAAUCAUAGCCAACAACUAUGUGGCCAGAGUUUUUGUUGAUACCGGAAGCUCUAUCAACGUGCUAUUCAAGAAUGCAUUCGAUGGCAUGCAAAUCGAUGCCAGUGAGCUCUAG